AUGGCGACCCAACACCAGCUUCAUGUAGUGAUGUUCCCUUGGCUUGCACACGGCCAUAUAACACCCUUUCUAGAGCUGGCCAAGAGCCUCCUCACAUAUGAAUUGAGAAUUUCCUUUGUCUCCACUCCGCUUAACAUUGCACGGGUUAAAAAGCAGAUAGUGCCUGGAAUUGAGCUGGUGGAGCUCCCAUUGCCAUCCAUAGACGGCCUGCCAGUAGGCGUUGAGUCCACGGCAGGUUUAUCCGAGAUAGGAAGAACAGACUUAAUAUCGCUGCUCUUCCAAGCCCUAGAUCUUUGCGAACAGCCCUUCGCGACAUUGCUAAAACUGCUUUCCCCGGAUUUUGUCAUACAUGAUACGACGCUGUACUGGAUUUCUCGGGUUGCCGCCAAGCUGGGCAUUCCCACAAUAAAUUUCAUGGUGAUUAACGUGACGUCCACGAGUUUCACAAUAGGGCAGCACAGGGACGGACUGCCCCAAAUCCCCACGGCCAGCGAUAUCUGUGCACCGCCACUGGGAUUUCCCUCUGAGGUCGUCCGCUACCGACUCUUUGAAGCGCGGAAUCAGCUACCGUUCUAUCAAAACAAGCAACAUGGUAUUUGUGAGGGCCUCAGCUUCAUGGACCGCCUUUGCGUCUCUGUGGAGGAAAGCUGGGCAACGGUUUGCAAUACUUGCCUAGAGUUGGAAGGUAAGUUUGUGGACUAUUUUCAGAGAAGCACAGGGCGAUUAAUGUUUCCCGUAGGGAUUUUAAUCCACAGGCUACCCCCGCGGCCGGCUGCAGAGCCUUGCUUGGCCUGGCUGGACAGGCAGGGCGAUCGUUUUGUGGUGUUUGCGUCCUUCGGCAGUGAAUGCCUUCUCACCGCCCAGCAGCUCGGUGCUCUCCUGUUGGGCUUGAAGGAAAAAGGCCUGAGGUUUGGAGUGCCUUUUGUUGCUCUUCCUAUCCAGUACGAACAAGGGUUAACUGCUAGGCUAAUUGCUGACGAAUUGAGGAUGGGAGUGGAGGUCAAAAGAAACGAGGAGGAUGGUUCUUUCACUAAGGAGGACAUAGCUAGAGGUGUCCGAGCUGUGAUGGUGGGGCAAGAAGGUUGUCGGAUUAAAUCCAAUGUUCAGGAAAUUAGUAGGGUUCUUACCAGUAAUGAUUCUCAAAUCCAUCGAACAAACAUACACAAGUUUUUCUCUGCGCUCAAGGAGAAAGCCUCCAGUAAACAAACUGUUUGA
Cryptomeria japonica (Japanese cedar) is the source of this 1215-nucleotide messenger RNA. RefSeq names its product anthocyanidin-3-O-glucoside rhamnosyltransferase. The record is from RefSeq and is a predicted model, not a curated record. Gene Ontology annotation, molecular function: UDP-glycosyltransferase activity. NCBI's taxonomy places the organism in Eukaryota, Viridiplantae, Streptophyta, Pinopsida, Cupressales, Cupressaceae. The transcript has 2 exons. Bases 1 to 1215 code for a protein of 404 amino acids.